AACCUCUUUCGAAAAACAUCUUGUCCAGCGCACUCGUGGAGCGUUCCAAGUCAACCAACUUAGCAAAGGUUGCAAUGUGGCCGCUAGCCAUUCUGGCUCUGUUUCGUCUGCUUGCAGUUGGAUCAGCCGAGAGCAAGUACAAUGUCACUUACGCAGAUUUGGACAAGUGCAAGCAGUUUAACGCGGUGAAUGGAUACAACUACGACGCAUUCUUCAAGCUAACCGAGCUUGAUAACCAUAAUCUGGACAACGAAACGAUCGUGAAUCUUCGGCUGUUUGUGGUUGCGUCCAAAGAUGCCCACAUUCUUCUUUCGGAUAUCGAUUCCGUUAUACCGGAAGCUCAAGUCUAUGAAAUAGUGGUCGGCGCCGGAGGCAACAUGUUUACCGAGAUAAGACGGCAGCGCAAGAAGAACCCUCUCAAGACGAAGACUACGAAGAACGUUCUGUCGCCGAUUGACCCACUGCCGUUACGCAUAAGGCUUACAACGGAGGGACUUAUCGAAGUGGGCAUUGAAGGUCAAGAUCUGCCGCUUAUUUCAGCAACCGAUAAGAACGUGACUAGUGUGCGUUACUUAAGCUUCAGCUCGUGGGGUUCAACGCAGGCCAAAUGGUUCUACGACUGUGAAACAGAGGAUGAAACCGUGACCGAGCUGGAGGUGUACGAUCCCACGGGCCACAUGACACCAAAGGAUAAGCUGAUCUAUGCGCUCCAGAUGAACGCUUCAUUCCAAGCGCCCGACUGGGAGACACCGAUCGAGAUGCAGAAGCUGGUAUUCACGCGGAUUGCGUACGAUUCGUGGAAGAACCAACUGGAAACGCGACUCAUGUUCCGACUGUCCUGGCGGGAUAAUCGAUCCUGCUGGGAGCCGAAGGAGCACAGCAACAUCACCAAGGUCAUCAACUUUUCUGCCAUGCUUUGGGCGCCAGCCAUCAACGUUAAGGACGAGAAGGACUACCAGCUGACCGAGCUUAUUGGAACGGAUCAUUUCACCGUGACGUACGACGGCCAGUACGAGUGGGUGUCGCGCGAAAUUACAACGGAUACCUUCUGUGCCCUGAGUUCCUCAGACGAUUGGCCAUAUGAAACGAACACGUGCGAUGUGGCGUUCAGCGCGGACCUUGCCUCAACACCGUUGCGAUUCCUCUCGGAUGCUGUGAGCAUGCAUCCCAACUUGAUUCAGUCGGACUGGAUCGUGGAACGCAUCACCAAGCACGAGAAUCUGAACGAGGAGGGAAUUUUCCUGUUCAACGACGGAAGUCCACGACCGGAAGUUGUGCUAAGGUUGCACAUAAAGCGAAACAACGAGUUCUACGAUACGGUGCUGUAUGCUCCGUAUUUCAUGACCAACGUGAUGAUCCUGGUGUCCUUCUGGAUGGAAGGAAUCAUGCGAAUCUUUGCCAACUCCCUCGGAGUCAUCUUGCUGAUCGGAACCUUUCUCCAGAUGUCCGCGUUCGUACCCCAGCUGUCGAAUCCCAAAAUUUUCAUCUUCUUCCGUUGCACGCUGUACUGUUCCUGGAUCUGCGUACUGCUUUUCGUACUCGAUAAGUGGCUACGGAAGUAUGGCCCCAAAAUGGCUCCGGACUCGUGGCUUGCGCGGUUGGUGAGCUAUCCCCACCUGCGGUUCGUGCUGAGACUGGAUGGUGGAUCGCACUACGGAUCCCUGCACCAGAAGGACCUAAAGUGGCGCGAUUUCGCCAAAAUGCUCGACAGAGUAGUAUUCAUCGUGAUGAGUGGAAUAUUCCUAGCAUCAUGCUUCGUCAAACUGUAACUAAACUGUUCUAGAACAGCUUUUUCUCUAAUAAAUAAAAAUAACUUUCAGUGUA
Molecule: messenger RNA, 1824 nt
Organism: Culex pipiens pallens (northern house mosquito)
Lineage: Eukaryota; Metazoa; Arthropoda; Insecta; Diptera; Culicidae
Gene: NtR
Exons: 8
Coding region: 75-1769 (564 amino acids)
Biological process (GO): monoatomic ion transport
Cellular component (GO): membrane
Molecular function (GO): extracellular ligand-gated monoatomic ion channel activity
Source: RefSeq, a predicted model, not a curated record